UCCUUUUCCCACUCUCCACUUAGGAUCUGCUAGUUUUAAAGAGCUUUGAAUGAUUCAUAAGACAUGAUAUUCGGGUCCAAAGAUAAUCUGUAUAAAAUUUUAGUUGAAGUUAUAAAAUCAACUCAUUCUUUUUAAUUCGUGGAUGACAAAAAAAAUAUGAUUUGGGAGACUUUGAUUGCAUUUACCUGUGUGAUUUUACAAACAGUAAUACGAAUCUAUCUGCACCUUAUUCUGGUUAGAGAGUAUUGUAUGUCAGCAUAUCAGUUUCCUGCAGGGCCAUUUGACACCGAUGGAAGGGAGCUUUCUGUCCUUAAGUGAGUCAGGUGACCGGAGUUUGGAUACAGUCACACGCUGAGAUCCUGUCUGCCAUCAGUGUGGAGGCAGAGGAGACGAGAUGACGUUCAUCGCCAAAACCUUCUACGACCUGAGAGCCACCACGCUGGAGGGAGACUCACUGGACUUCAAUGUGUUCAGGGGACGGGUGGUCCUGAUCGAGAAUGUGGCCUCGCUCUGAGGCACCACCACCCGGGACUUCAGCGAGCUCAACCAGCUUCAGAGCAAGUACCCCCAUCGCCUGGUGGUCCUGGGUUUCCCCUGCAAUCAGUUUGGCUACCAGGAGAACUGUACCAAUAGCGAGAUCCUGAAUUCACUGCAGCACGUGCGUCCAGGUGGUGGCUUUCAGCCGGGCUUCACCAUCUUCGAGAAGUGUGAUGUGAACGGAACAAACACACACCCGGUCUUUGCCUAUCUGAAAGACAAGCUCCCCUAUCCCGAUGACGACCCCAACUCCCUCAUGCAGGAUCCCAAAUUUCUGGUUUGGAGUCCCAUCAACAGGACGGACAUCUCUUGGAACUUUGAGAAAUUCCUCAUCGGUCCCGAGGGAGAGCCCUUUAAAAGAUACAGCAAAAAGUUCCCCACCAUUGACAUAGAGCCUGACAUUCAAAGGCUAUUGAGACUAACCAAGACCUAAAAAUAGCCUGCUCCUAAUGACUUCUCAUCCAUAACAGUCACAGCUGAUAUGCUGCCAUCCAUCCUUUUAAGCCUUAUUAAAUGAGGGUGAUAUUCUCAAAAGCUGUACGAGUAUCAUCUGAGGCCUUGUAAGUGCUUAAGAGCAGUGGAUGAAUGCAUUCACCAUGUUUUUAUUAAAUGUCAGCUAAACUCAAAUAGAUAGCAGUGACAGGAAGAUUACACUAUAUUUUAAAUCAUGCACAUGUGCAUAUACUUGUUUUUAUAUUCUAGUUCUCGCUCCCAAAAAACACUCAUUUGGAAAGAAAAAUGCUUACUAUAUGCACCAAAGAAACCAUGAUGUCUCUUCCACCACACUACUGUACUGUGCUAGCCUGGCCAGCAGAUGGUGCUACUGAUUUGAUUAUUCAUAUACUGUAGAUGCCUUCUGACUCUGAUGCAUGCCUUCAUGAAUCAAC
Messenger RNA from Myripristis murdjan (pinecone soldierfish), 1424 nucleotides. RefSeq names its product glutathione peroxidase 2 (gene gpx2). Gene Ontology annotation, biological process: response to oxidative stress. The record is from RefSeq and is a predicted model, not a curated record. The transcript is spliced from 2 exons. Gene Ontology annotation, molecular function: glutathione peroxidase activity. Lineage: Eukaryota; Metazoa; Chordata; Actinopteri; Holocentriformes; Holocentridae.